GAGUCUCUAUAUGAACAACAACUUCAAAAUUAUAUUAAUUAUAUAAUAUAUGGGUUACAACAAGUCCAAUUAAAAGCUAAACAAAAUAUUAAAGUUGCUCAAGAAAAACAAAAGGAAUAUUAUAAUGAAUCUAUAAAGAAAAAACAAUUUUAUAUAGGUGACAAAGUAUUAUUAUAUCAAUCAGCUCAAGCUAAGGUUCAUG
Molecule: messenger RNA, 202 nt
Organism: Scutellospora calospora
Lineage: Eukaryota; Fungi; Glomeromycota; Glomeromycetes; Diversisporales; Gigasporaceae
Source: the annotation of a GenBank genome assembly